AUGGAUGCAGCAUCUCAAUCUGAGCACAAAUUCCCUCCAAGGUCAUCUGCCAUUGAAUUUUUUGUAUCUGGCAACAUUCUGUCUGGAAAUUUUACUCCAAACAUGAGGUUUAAUUUUCCUCAACUCCGCAAGUUUGGCAUAGCAGGGUAUCAGUUUACUGGAAUAAUUCCAGAUACACUAUCCAAUAUUUCAGGACUUGAACUUUUGGAUCUAAGUAACAAUUAUCUAACUGGCCAAGUCCCUGAUAGCUUAGGAGUGCUCAAGGAUCUGUAUUGGUUGAACCUUGAAUUCAAUAAAUUAGGAAGGGGCAUGUCAGGCGAUUUAAAUUUUCCAUAUUCUUUGCCAAAUGUCAGCAGUUUAAGACUUAUCAAUCCACAUGCCAAUAAUUUCCGGGGCGUGUUACUCAUCUCCAUUGUUAAUCGAUCAACCCAACUGCAGAAGCUUAUCAUAGGGGGCAACAAAAUAUCUGGAAGCAUCCCAAAAGAGAUUGGGAACCUGAUCAGCUUAACUGUUUUCAGUGCAAUGCGGAAUAAUCUUACUGUGUCAUUCCCAUUUCAAUUGGCAAGCUUCAGAAUUUAA
Molecule: messenger RNA, 579 nt
Organism: Vitis vinifera (wine grape)
Lineage: Eukaryota; Viridiplantae; Streptophyta; Magnoliopsida; Vitales; Vitaceae
Product: putative receptor-like protein kinase At3g47110
Exons: 2
Coding region: 1-579 (192 amino acids)
Molecular function (GO): protein binding
Source: RefSeq, a predicted model, not a curated record